AUGUCCUGGUUGGGUGUUCGGUUGGUGAAGCACACUUUGGUGGCCCUGGUUCUUUUUGGCAGCACAGUGCUUGCGCCUUGCUUAUUGCUUCUGCGCAAAAAAUGUGGGGCAACUUGCAUUGUUAGUGCGUUGACGCUUUUCACUGUGGGCAGUGCCUCGUUGCUGGGUGCUGCCGUGUGUCGGGGCUUGGACCGAGGUUCUCUGUCGCCCCGGAAGUGGAGGCUUCUUGUAGCUUCCGUGUGGAUCUUCAACCCUGUGCUUCUCACGAUUCUCGGCCUGCAAUUGUCUCGCUAUGAGAUCACGUGGUGGAGUGGAAUGCCUUUGGCCGUAGUGCUGGCCUUGUUGUCAGGGCGGACACGCUUGGCUGCCAGUGAUCCUGAUUGGGUUCAGGAGGAUCCCGAGCGUCAGGAACUGAUCGAAGGGGCGCCGCCCUCACCGUCCAUCUGGUUCUUAUUUCGCUUGAAGAUCGCAGCGGCGCUUUUACUGGUGGGCGUGGUUUCUUGGUGGAUUCCAAAAAUCCCGCUUGUAUUUGGUCGUGAUGCCACCGUUGGCGCUUCGGAUGAGACCUCAGGCUUCUCGUGGUCGCGAAAGGACGCCACCAAGGAAGCCCAGAAAACCACUGAUGAAUGGGAGAAGAGAGGAUGUCCUGACGCCCCAUUGCUGGACUUCUACAUGUACCGAGCCCAGACUGAUGAGAACUAUUCUCCGGUGAACCAGGACAUGGCGAACAUAGGUGGAAUGCUCUGGUAUUUGCACAACGAGAUUAUUUGGCAUCACUGGAUCAGGGUGGGAAGCUUCUCAAGCACCCCCAAGACGCGCUUGGAGCAGUGGAGGAUAAAGAUGCGACCCACCUGUCAGCUCUGGAACAAAGGUCUCACAUUCGGAAUCGUGAACGCCUAUGACCUGGGGGAGUGCACUGGACCCUUCAAGUGCCAAAACAUCAAGCACUACGGCCCCACCGUUGGUUGCGAAACCUGGGAUGAGGGCAAAAUGAGCCACUUCCCUCACGAGGAGUGGUUCCAUCGUGUGAAGUACCCACAUGCUGCCUGGUACAGUUUGCCUGGCGCAUGUUCCUCCAAAAAGUUUUGGGCCAAAGACAAGGGAUGCGCCCUACGGGAGCCCAGUGGUGCCUGCCCAGACGGAGUCGAAGAACCCACAGGGGAGAUCGACUGCACCUACACAUACAAAAAGGUUGGAGAGAUUAGCAUCGAUGAGCUGGAAGGCAUUAGCAGCUUUGAUGAUCUCAUGAAGAAGGGUGGCUAUGAGUAUAGCCGCAGCGCCGACAAGGGAAAGAUGCUGCACUUCUGGGAUAACAUCAACUCCACUGACGCUAAUCAGAGGCGCAUAGACAUCACCCUGAAAAAGUUCAUGGACAAAUAUCCAGAUCAUCCUUACCUGGAAGAUCCGACUUGUGAUUUCGAUCCACGAAUCUUCUUUCCCCACUGGCCCAAAGGGGACUUUCACUGA
Cladocopium goreaui is the source of this 1467-nucleotide messenger RNA. The record is from the annotation of a GenBank genome assembly. NCBI's taxonomy places the organism in Eukaryota, Dinophyceae, Suessiales, Symbiodiniaceae.